CCAAAUUUUCGUCUUCGUCUGUUGAAAUUGAUUGGAUUGGUACACGUUACGAUGAAACUUGACCAGAUUUAGCAUUUUACUAGACUUUUUUACUUGUCAUCGUUUGCAGUUUUGUCCAAUAACUGUCGUGACUAAGAUGAAUCACAAGGAGGAACAGAACAAUGAGCUAGAAGCUCUAGAGUCAAUCUACUGCGGUGAACUCGAAGUACUCUCGAGGGAUUCUCCUGUCAAGUUUCAAAUCCCAGUUAAAUCAGAAGAGUAUGACGCUGAAGAGGGGUCCGGGUAUGCAUGCACACUUAAAUUCACAUACACAGAAAGGUACCCCGAAGAUCCUCCGGAAAUUGAAAUAGAAGAUAUGGAACAUUUUGGUGAUGAUGAUGAAGUCAGAUUAAAAGACCACCUGCUAGAACAGGCCGAGAUUGUAAUGGGUGAAGUUAUGAUCUUUACAUUAGUUUCUGCUGCACAAGAAUGGCUUUCAACCAAUUGGGAUAAUGCAAAGAGAAGUCAAGAUGAGGAAAGAGACAGGAAGAUCAGAGAGGAAGAAGAUGCAGAAAGGAAACGGUUUGAAGGCACCCUUGUCAAUCCAGAGACAUUUUUUGCCUGGAAAGCUAAGUUUGAUGCUGAAUUUGCUCAUUUAAAAGUUUUGAAAGAAAAAGAUACAGGAAAACUGACAGGAAGACAGAUGUUUAUGAAUGACAGUACUCUUGUUCAGUCAGACUUGAAAUUCCUCGAGGAUUCAGAAGACUCAAAGCCAUUUGAUGAUGAUAAUAUUAAGGUUGAAGUUGAUGAAGAUUUGUUUAAGGACAUAGAAGAAUUGGACAUUGGAGAAGAAAACUUUUCUGACUCUGAAUGAGGCAAUUAUAAAAUGUUGUCUACUUCAAGUUGUUACAUUGUUUGUCAUUUCAAAGCCUUUAUUUUUAACUCUAUUGAGCUGCUCUGAAGCAUUGCUACUUGUUACUUGGUUGUGUUCUUCAAAGGCUCUUUAUCACCACAUCUGAAGAGCACAGAAUUUCAAGACCAUAGAAAAAUUGAAAUGAUGGACUGAACCUUAUGUUAAGGCUGUAAAAGUGUAAAACUUCAUGGGUCAUUUUAUAAUUUCAUAUUGAAAAAAUAAUAAUUAAGAAAUUAGAGUUAAA
Messenger RNA from Frankliniella occidentalis (western flower thrips), 1136 nucleotides. RefSeq names its product RWD domain-containing protein 1. The transcript is spliced from 5 exons. Gene Ontology annotation, molecular function: protein binding. The coding region runs from base 137 to 853 and encodes 238 amino acids. Gene Ontology annotation, biological process: cytoplasmic translation. NCBI's taxonomy places the organism in Eukaryota, Metazoa, Arthropoda, Insecta, Thysanoptera, Thripidae. The record is from RefSeq and is a predicted model, not a curated record.